UAGAGACCGACCUGACCUACCUAGGCAUCUACUUGCCUACCUAUCUUACCUACCUAGAUAAGGCACGUAGGUGCCCAGGCAUCUCUGAUUUGGUCAUCCGUCUCUCAACCAAGAACCCGUUGGGGCCCGGAUUCCAUUCUUUCAUCAAAAUCCAUCAACCAGAGGCUCUGGUUGCAUCCCUUUUUCUUGCCUCUCUCCCCAUUCCCAUUUCCCAUCCCCGGCCGUAACGUAAACCCGGAUCAGGCGACGCUUCCAUCGACCGUUUCCGCGUCACCUUUGCCUCGCCGCAUCGGGAGCUACCUACUUGACUAUUCGUCGCCGCCCACAGCUACGCUUCGACACUUCAUCGCCAGCAAACAUCGCAGUUUUCCUUGGUCCGACUGUCCAGGUAUCCUCUUUAAACUAGGCUAGGAGGACGCGAGGAAAGAAGAGGAAUUUCGGACCGAGUCCCAUAUUCGAAGUCCAUCUUUCUAGCUUCUCAUCUCGACAAACGUCCCCUUGUCCCAUGCAGCGGCCACAGAGCAACGACGAAGACAACAUGGCAGUAGGCCAGGGCCCCGCCAAACUCGACCUCGACGACUGGGAGGAGGUCACUGAUAACUUCUCUGUCAUGUCGCUGUCGUCAUCCGACGACGAAGAAGACGUCGCUCCUACCGCAUCGUCCUCGACGGCGCCAUGCGGCGCUCCUCCCAGCUACACCAAGACCGGAGCGAACAAGAUACCUAGUAGCCUUCCCCGGCCCGACCGAACACAAUCCGCAUCGUCAGAGGUCGUAGGCGAAACCUGUACCCCGCGUGAUGAAGCCCGGUCAUCCACUUCGGUCGGCACUGGACAGGCCCCUGACCGUGUAUACAAGCCCUUGGCUCGUCCUCAUACCAUGGUAAACGGCUAUGUCCUUCCAACCGAAAAGAUUGCGAAGGCUGUCAGCGCAAGCCAAGAGGCAUCCACAAACGCUGGAGGGUCUCGUGAGUACACCACUGCUGCCGCUGUAAGCCCUCAAGAAUGCAAUUCAAAGCGUCUCGAAUGGUUCGGAAGACCCUUGCGACACCAAUCCUCUUCACUCCCUGUGCCCCCUAUUCCAAAUGAAGGGAUCCGGGACAGCUGCGAGUCCGCAUACGAUGUCGAAGCCGAGGAGGACAUGUUUUGGAUGCGUCGUCGCCUAACCAGGGCCCGCAGUUUCCAGGAUGAUGAAGACUCGUUGAGCAAACCUGAGGGCACGCUGGGGGAGACUCUCGAUCUAGACGACUCCUCGAUGGAUCCUGUCUUCAUCAGCCAGGCACUCGAGUCAAUGGACGAAUACAUCACGGAUACUCUCAAGCUCACCGACACGCUGCUUGCUGGCCUCAAUAAGUGUCUUGGUAUCACCAGCAGCUGCCACGCCCUGUUGGCGCAGAUCACCGAGCUCCGCCCCAUCCUUGCCGAGUAUGCAGCCCAGUGGGAGAAACCUCUUGGGGCGAAAGACAUACCGCUCGACCCUAGCCUGUCUUUGUGGUUGUCGUCCCUGCGGACCAUCUUCAGGAAGUUGCGGAGGCAGAGCAAACUUUGGCGAGCCCUUGCCAACACUGAGAAGGGCAAGAAGGUCCGAUCAGCAUUGGUCAAGUUGGACGAUGCGCUGGACAAGCACAUGAAGCAGAUGAACGACUUCUUGCCUAUAAUUCAGGUCGACUUCAGCGACUAUCGGACCCAGAACAUGCCUUUCCCAACCGAGGAUAUGGACGAGGCACACAGGUCCCCUAAGCUUUCAGGCAACAUUCCACCUCGGCCCACUGACCGCCUCUCCCAAGUUCGGAAUGCCAUGUACCGGUUGAAGGACCAGCUGCAGAAGACGGUGGAGGUUCUGGCAAUCAGCCAGAACUUCCUCCCCGCGGCUGCGUCGGGGAGCGCUUCCGAUACUGUGCGACGCUUGGGGUCUACCUUCAAUGCCGUGUCUCUCGCCCUGACUAACAACGGCUCCGAGUGGCUUGAAAGCGACCUCGGCCGCGCCCAAAUCGGGCUGCUCUCCCACGCCGAGUUCAGCAAUCUGGACCCCAAGACUCUCGACGGAUUCAGGGUACGUCUCCUGCAGAUCUGCAACUUGGUAUCCAAUCCUACGGACCAUUGUCAGUGGAGCGACGAGAUGGUGCGCGACCACUACGUGUACAUGCUUGUCGAGCAGCAGCAGCUCGACGCUCUGGCCAGUAUUGCCUCCGUCUUGGAGGAGCUGAUGAUGCCUAAGCAUCUGAAGACCAGGACGGAAUUCGACGACUUCAUGAAGGACAUGUAGCCCUCCAAAGAGGAAUAGAUGACAGGAGACAACAGAACUGGCGUGCGAAAAACGAAGAGGGAAUAAAGGAGCGUGGAACCCGGAACGCCACAGGAAAUGGUUUGGGAAAUUGUCAGCUAGCGUUAUGUGCGGCGGCGACGUCUGGUUCGCACGUCUCGACACUUUGCCUUUCGUGUAAUGAUAUCCGAGCGAUAGUGCUUUUUUUUAGUUUGCAAAUUUGGUUCCGCCAUCAACUAGGCAUCUUGGGAUUGACC
Messenger RNA from Colletotrichum destructivum, 2517 nucleotides. RefSeq lists its product as uncharacterized. NCBI's taxonomy places the organism in Eukaryota, Fungi, Ascomycota, Sordariomycetes, Glomerellales, Glomerellaceae. The record is from RefSeq and is a predicted model, not a curated record. The coding region runs from base 506 to 2263 and encodes 585 amino acids. The transcript has 3 exons.